UUUACGUACCGCACCGAGUUGUCAUGGAGCGUUCCUUUCUUCUCUUCGGCUUCGUCUUCCCUGGCUGAAAGAACACUGGAGAAAGAGGUCCAGUUGUUUCAAUCCAUCAGGACCAUCGCCAAUAUAAUUUAACGCCCUCCAUAAAUUCCUUUCUUAAUCCUCUCCUUCGAUCCGUAAUCUCCCUGACGAUCCUCUUACUUAAUCUCAUUAACUGAUUGUUUGAUCGCAUGUUUAUUUAUGUAUGUUCGUAUCUCUGUCGAUUGCUUCUUGCUCCCGGAAUCUUCUACUAGUAAUUGAUUAGCUCCUUGGCUCUGGCGAGGAGCGAUGUAUUUUUUGCAGAGAAAAAAGUAAUGCGCAGAAGAAGAAGACAAGGACGAAGACGAAGAAAAUAAGAGGAAGCGGAGCGAGAUAGCAUAAGAAAAGGAAGAAGAAAACGAAAUGCGAACUAUCUGCGAUGCGUGCGAAAGCGCCGCUGCAGUUGUCUUCUGCGCCGCAGACGAGGCCGCUCUUUGCAGUUCCUGCGACGAAAAAGUUCAUAUGUGUAACAAGCUAGCUAGUCGGCAUGUCAGGGUCAAGCUAGCAGACCCUAGUGAUGUCCCACGUUGUGAUAUAUGUGAAAAUGCACCUGCUUUCUUUUACUGUGAGGUAGACGGUAGUUCCCUUUGCUUGCAAUGCGAUAUGGUUGUACAUGUUGGUGGAAAAAGAACCCAUGGGAGAUAUCUCCUAUUGAGGCAGAGAGUUGAGCUUCUAGAUAAAGCUGGUCAUCUGGAGGAACUGGGGCCAAAAUCCCUUGAUCAGAAUGAAGCAACAAGGGACCAAAGGGAGCCACCGAAACUAACAGCGAGAGAAAAUCACCAGAAUCACCAAUUAUCUUCUGUUCCUGUGCUGGGAGAUAAUGUUAAUACUGAUGCUGAUGCAGAUGGAAAGGUGGACAAUAAGUUGAUUGAUUUAAAUGAAAAACCCCAACGAGUGCUUGGGCAGGCUUCAACUAAUGGGUGUGUGGAUGUAAUUAAUGGAAAUAAUCAUGAAGCUGCAAGCGUGGUUCCUGUUGGAUCAUUCAAAAGGGAGCUAGACAAGUGAGCAGAUGCUCAUGGACAAGUUUUCCUUGGCCCAGCUUCUUGACCAAAUUAAAGGCUCCUCUCUAAGGGUCUAUUCUUCCCUCAUUCUCGGCCAAGUUGGAAUAGAUGGAAACAAUUUAGCUUUAUACCAAACCAAUAUUCGUUAUCCAGAAUUAUUACAGAGUUCUUGGUAGUUAGCUAACUUCCAGUUGAUACUUUCUGCAUUUUCCACGUGGAAGUCCAACAAGAUUCUGAUGAAGUUUUUGUAUAUUCAUUUGAGAGAAACUUCCACCCUAACCUAACCAAAUCCUCAUUCUGGGUCUUCUCCUCAAUGAGACAGGAAACCUGAAAAUGUUGGAGGUUACUCCUUCCAUAACUUUGUUGCUUAAGAGGUAAGGGCUUAUAGCUGCUUCUAUUGUUUUUCUUUUUAAUAUUUCUUCCAGUUUUGUCCUUUACAUGGAGGAUAAAGGGAGGUAAGAAGAUGAUGACAAGUGAUAAGAGUGAUGGUCCUCUUUGGUGGUUUGAGUGUCCGUGCAAAGCGAUAGGUGCCAACUCGAACUCAUGGGAGCCUUAUCGCUUGUGAGAUUGAGUGAGAACUACCAUGUCUAAUUGGCAAGUAAAUUCAGAUCAAAUAUGCACUUGAUGACAAAACCUACUGAUUCUUGUGGAGAAAGAGAUUGGAGACUCAGUUUACCUCUCUGGUAAUUCUGUUAGUCGCAUCU
Molecule: messenger RNA, 1780 nt
Organism: Carica papaya (papaya)
Lineage: Eukaryota; Viridiplantae; Streptophyta; Magnoliopsida; Brassicales; Caricaceae
Source: RefSeq, a predicted model, not a curated record